AUGAUAAUGUCACACCGUGACAUUAUUAUUAGUCACCCGAGGCGGCCUUCAGGUGCCUUAGGACACAGUACCCACAGUGAGAGUGUGGGGUCACACAGUACCCACAGUGAGAGUGUGGGGUCACACAGUACCCACAGUGAGAGUGUGGGGUCACACAGUACCCACAGUGAGAGUGUGGGGUCACACAGUACCCACAGUGAGAGUGUGGGGUCACACAGUACCCACAGUGAGUGUGGGGGGUCACACAGUACCCAGUGUGGGGUCACACAGUACCCAGUGUGGGGUCACACAGUACCCAGUGUGGGGUCACACAGUACCCACAGUGAGUGUGAGGGGUCACACAGUACCCACAGUGAGAGUGUGGGGUCACACAGUACCCACAGUGAGAGUGUGGGGUCACACAGUACCCACAGUGAGUGUGAGGGGUCACACAGUACCCACAGUGAGAGUGUGGGGUCACACAGUACCCACAGUGAGUGUGAGGGGUCACACAGUACCCACAGUGAGAGUGUGGGGUCACACAGUACCCACAGUGAGAGUGUGGGGUCACACAGUACCCACAGUGAGAGUGUGGGGUCACACAGUACCCACAGUGAGAGUGUGGGGUCACACAGUACCCACAGUGAGAGUGUGGGGUCACACAGUACCCACAGUGAGAGUGUGGGGUCACACAGUACCCAGUGUGGGGGGUCACACAGUACCCAGUGUGGGGUCACACAGUACCCAGUGUGGGGUCACACAGUACCCAGUGUGGGGUCACACAGUACCCAGUGUGGGGUCACACAGUACCCACAGUGA
Molecule: messenger RNA, 798 nt
Organism: Procambarus clarkii (red swamp crayfish)
Lineage: Eukaryota; Metazoa; Arthropoda; Malacostraca; Decapoda; Cambaridae
Source: RefSeq, a predicted model, not a curated record